Penicillium maclennaniae is the source of this 1665-nucleotide messenger RNA. RefSeq names its product SANT/Myb-like DNA-binding domain-containing protein. Lineage: Eukaryota; Fungi; Ascomycota; Eurotiomycetes; Eurotiales; Aspergillaceae. Gene Ontology annotation, molecular function: transcription corepressor activity. The transcript has 3 exons. The record is from RefSeq and is a predicted model, not a curated record. Gene Ontology annotation, biological process: DNA repair; chromatin remodeling; negative regulation of transcription by RNA polymerase II. The coding region runs from base 1 to 1665 and encodes 554 amino acids. Gene Ontology annotation, cellular component: NuA4 histone acetyltransferase complex; Swr1 complex.
AUGGCCGCCGCUGCCGAUGUGCGCGAUAUGCUGGACUUGCCCGCUGAGGGCCAGCCCCGACCUCAUAAGAAGCAGAAGGUUGUGGAGAAGCGACCUGAGGGCAUCACCCGUGAACUUUACGCGCUACUGGGCGAACGAGCACCGCCAAUCGCUAUCAACGAGAACAAAUACAAGGGGCGCCCGAAGUGGAUGAACAAGCUUCGAGUGCGACCAUGGCGCAUGACUCCUUUCACGAACGGUGCUAGAUCAGACGGUCUCGUCUUGAAUCACUGGCAGAGGAAGCAUGAAUCCACCCGGCCACCUGCGCCUGACGGAGUCCAGAUGGAUGUCGAUGGAAAGACCGAAGACGGAGUGGAAGAGGCUCCUAAACCGCUGGAGCAGGAAUACAACUUUGCCAAAUAUAACGUUAAGGCACGCGUACCGCGACGGUACAACGAUGAAGAAUAUAACCGACUAUUGAAAAGCGAUGCAUGGACGCGCGAGGAGACAGAUUACUUGAUGGAUCUGGCUACCGACUAUGAUCUCCGCUGGGUGUUGAUUGCGGACCGCUACGAUUAUCAGCCUCGCAUGGAUUCUGAGCCAGAUGCUAAUGCGAUCGUGCCAGCCAAGCAAGUGCGCACAAUGGAACAAAUGAAGGCGCGAUACUACAAAGUUGCCGCCACAAUGCUGGCAAUUGAGCACCCACCAGCCGAGAUGUCUGAGGCCGAGUUCGACAUGCAUGAAAAGAUGCUGAAGUUCGAUCCCGAACGAGAGAAGGCGCGCAAGGACUUAGCUUCACUGCAGCUCGACCGUACCGCCGAUGAAGUCCGUGAAGAGGCCAUGUUGCUAGAAGAGCUCAAGCGUAUCACAACCAACGAGCAGAACUUCAUCGCCGAGCGCCGCGAGCUCUACUCCCGCCUAGAAGUCCCGAUCAGCGUCGGCAACACAGCCAUGUACCAGUCCAGCCAGGGCUUAUCACAACUCCUUCAAACUCUCCUUCAAGCGGACAAGAGCAAGAAGCGCCGCUCGAUCCUCGGCCCCGACGGCGCCGUUGCCAGUCCCGCCGGCCAAACACCUACACAAACUGGCCCUCUUGGCCGCGCCGAAACGCCCAGUUCAAACCCCGCUGCCAACAAAAAGGGCUCAACAUCACAACCCCAGCCAAUGGUCCGUACGCUCACACCAGCCGAAGAAGCCCGAUAUGGAGUCCAGCAUCAUGAACGCGUCACAGCAGGUGUCCAGUUCCGCAGUGACCGUGCCCAGAAACUUACGCAGGCCAAGUCAAACGUACAAACUCUCAAACUGGCCGGUGCACUUGCCGAGCUCGAGAUCCCCGUGCGCCUGUUCAUGCCCACGGAACGUGUCUGCAAGGACUUUGAGAAGCUCAUUCAAGCCGUCAACUUACUUCUUGACGCUCGCAAGGUCUCCGAAAAAGUCGAAGGCGAGAUCCGCGUCUUGGAAGCCGCAAAGGCCGAACGCGAGCGUAAGUCUAGAGAAGCUGCUGGUGACUUUUCACACCCAGUGAAGACAGAGGCCGAGGAUGGCGGGAACAGCGGGCUGGACUCGGCGGCAGAAGCCUCCGCUCCUGCUGAUGAUGGUGAUGGGGAACGGGAUACGACCCACAAGCGGUCUGCGAGCGUAUUGAGUGGUGUCAGUGAUAAGAGUAACAAGCGACAGCGGCGGUAG